AUGGGGACACGCCACCCAUUUCUGAGUCUACAGCCGGAUGAAGUACAACUCACCACGGACUCGAUACACGCCAAACAUCCCGGAAAGGAGCUGCUCAUCCGAGUCGUCGGCAUCAAGGAGCCGCCCAAGGCAGAAUGCGUCGCUUUCAUCCAAGGCAGAGGUCCCGCGCCAUCGCGGCGCACAUAUGUGUCCUAUCAGCUCAAGGGAGAAGCCACUGUAUUCGAAGAUAUAAUUGAGCUGUCGAGCGGCAAGACCAUUAAGACCCGCGACAUGGGCACAGCUUGCUACCCACCAGCAACCAACAUCGAUAUGCACCGCCUGGAGGACAUUGUCAUGAGCGACCCUCUUGUUCAAGCCGAGAUCGAUCGGCUCAAGCUGCCAGAGGGCUGCGUUGUCCAGCCUGAGCCGUGGCCGUAUGGAACAGAGUCAGCAACCCCCGAGAGGCGCCAGUACCAGGUUUGGAUGUUCCUCAAGCCGCUGGAUCCCAAGGCUCGAGACCACCCCUCAGGCAACCAUUUCGCCCACCCUCUAGACUUCUCGGUAGUAGUCGACGAUCUCACUAUGAAGGUGAUACGCAUCGACAGACUGCCGAUGAAGCCAGAUGAGAUCUAUGUCGAUAACGAAGCCGCCGAGAGCAGACCGUGGCAAAAUAACCCCGACGCAGAGUAUGCUUCGGAGUUGCAACCCAAGCUGCGUGAAGACCUCAAGCCUAUCAAUAUCAGCCAGCCAGAUGGUGUCAGCUUCCGCGUGUCAGAGGGUGAGGUGGUCGAGUGGCAGAAGUGGCGCUUCCACCUCGACUUCAACUGGCGCGAGGGCGUGGUCCUACGAGAUGUGACUUACGAUGGUAGGCCGGUGUUCUACCGACUCUCCCUUGCGGAGAUGACGGUGCCAUACGGUGAUCCAAGAGUUCCGUAUCACCGCAAGAGCGCAUACGACCUUGGCGAGGGUGGUGCGGGAUGCACGGCGAACAACCUGGAGUUGGGGUGUGACUGUCUCGGUGCUAUUCGGUACUUCGAUCGGUGGAUGAAUGACCACGAGGGUAAGCCAAUGACUCUCAAGAACGCGAUAUGCAUGCAUGAAGUGGACAAUGGCAUCGGUUGGAAACACACGAAUUACCGCACUGGGCGGGCGGAGGUGACUCGUAACCGUGAACUUGUCAUCCAGACUAUCAUGACCAUCUCGAACUAUGAGUACAUCCUUCAAUGGGUCUUUGACACGGCCGCAAACAUUCACUACGAAGUCCGGGCUACAGGAAUCAUGUCCCUUGUGCCGGCGGAUCAGAAUGCAGACCAUGACGGGAUAAACUACGGAAUCAUGGUCUCUCCAGGUGUCAUGGCUCCCAUCCACCAACACAUAUUCUGCCUACGUCUCGAUCCUUCCAUCGACUCCUACGAUGAGGGCACAAUCGUAUAUGAGGACGUCAAACGCCAGGGUUGGAACGCAGCGACAAAUCCUUACGGUGUGGCAUUUGGCGUCGAGUCCACACCGAUUGAGAAGGAGUCCUUCCUCGACCUCGAUGCAAGCCUCAACCGCGCAGUCAAGAUGAUAAACCCCACCCGCAAGAACGAGGCAUCGCAUAAGCCGAGCGGAUACAAGGUCAUGAUCCCUCCAACUCAGCUGCAGCUGGCUGAGCCUGGGUCCCUGCACGGAAUGAGGGCAGAAUUUGCCGAUCACCACUUCUACUUCACCAAACAGGAUGAGGACGAGCUAUACCCGGCAGGCGACUUCCCGUGGCAGAGCGUCGGUGGUACUGGCCUGCGGACCUGGGCUUCGCGCAAGGGUGACAUCAAGGCGGGCGAGGGUGUCGUGUGGUGCACAUUUGGAUUUACGCAUGUCCCGCGGCCGGAAGAUUGGCCAGUUAUGCCGGUAGAAGUAUUCAGAGUUGGGCUGAAACCGGUGAAUUUCUUCGAGAAGAAUCCGGCUUUGGAUGUGCCACCUAGCAGGCAGGCCGUCAACAAGAGCGUGGAGGUUGCAAGGUCAGAGAGAGAAGUUCAAUUGAGGUCAACUGACUGUUGUCAUUAG
Molecule: messenger RNA, 2022 nt
Organism: Diaporthe amygdali
Lineage: Eukaryota; Fungi; Ascomycota; Sordariomycetes; Diaporthales; Diaporthaceae
Exons: 2
Coding region: 1-2022 (673 amino acids)
Biological process (GO): amine metabolic process
Molecular function (GO): copper ion binding; primary methylamine oxidase activity; quinone binding
Source: RefSeq, a predicted model, not a curated record